CUAAGGGAGAGGGCGGGGAUUGACCAGUGUUACAGGUAUAUGCAUUGAAAAAAUUCACAGAAUGGUUUACUUAAGAAUAUGUGUGUCCUUUAAUUUACAAUUUACCUUACAAGAAAGAAUGAAAGAGCAAGCUUUUAACAUCAUCACAAGGAGAUACUGUUCUAUAUCCAGCAGAUUGGCAAAAAAACAAAAACAAAAGUUAGCCAUUAUAUAAAUUAGGUCAGCCGUCUAAAAAAGAUUGUCAUUAUCUAACUAGUUGAGUUCAUGGCAGCUCAGUAAUACUUUGAAGCACAGAAAUUGGGAACUGAAGUGGAAAAAUAUGUAUAAUAAGUUUCCAGAAAAGUAGAAAUAGCUCCUUCAAUGAGAUAUGUCACUAAAGCAUAUCCAACCAAAUACAUCAUCUUGGAUGAAUCUCAUGAACAUUAUGUCAAGUGAUUAAAGAAAGACAGUAGACAUAAGAAUACUCCUUUAGGAAUUAUUCCAGAUAAUAAAAAGUCCAUCCAAAAUCUUGCCAAAAGGAAACAAAUUGAUUAGGUAUACAUUUGGUAACACUGGAAAGAAAAAAAUUAGAAUAGUUGAGUGAAGGCAUGGAAAGGACAAGAAUUGGAGUGGGAAAAGCCAUAAAGCAGACUUCAGAGUUAACAGUAGUGUUCUGUUCCCUAAGCUGGCUAAUGGGGAAAACAGGUGUUCAUUGUGUUGUUGGGUUUUGUUUUGUUUUUAUAACACAGAUGGCGGAAGUAACAUUUGGUGUGCAUUCAAAAUUCACUAAUAAUGUCUCCACAAAAAAUUCAUUUUAAAUCAUCAUUCAGGAUACUUCAUUACCAAUAAUAUAUGCAAAAUCUAAAGGAGUAAGCUUUCCUUUGUCACUGAUUUCAGUCAUUCACUCAAAUGUUGGUCAAAUGCCAGUUCACAGCUUGAUAUGGUUAAGCUGGUAGUAAGCCUUUGGUUUUAGUGACUACAUCUUAGAAAUGAACUAGAAAAGUUACUGUCAUACCAAAGGAUUGUAGUUUAUCUAGGUAUAGAAUAAAUCUGAGAUUGUUUCUCAGAAGUUGUGUCACUAUUGCUUUAAGAAAGGAAAGAAGAAUUAUGGAUUUUCACUUACAUGAAGGGCAAAUGAAACCAUCAAGAAAGACAGAAGUAAUAUUUUGACCUUUCAAAUGAAUUUCCUUUGAUAGAACUCCUGUAAAAUAGAUGGGCUAGACAAUCAGGAGGUCUAGCUUUGACCUUCUUCUCCUAGACAGAUCUAGCUGACUUCUGAAUACAUGCUGUUAUGAAUUGAACUGAUCAGUGGCCCAUCAUUUAAUUUAUACCAUACAACCAGGUCAUAGAGAAUGUAUCCUAUCAUUUUUCUUGAAACUUAACUAUGAUAAAGAUUAUCAGGAUACUCUAGCUAGCACCUAGACCCCCAUUCUUCCAUUGAAUCCUAAUCAUUUUCAAGAUAUUUAUGUUUUUAUCUCAACAUUUCUUAAAAAAAUCUGUGAAGAACUUUUUGUUAAAUAAAUUUGCCAGAUACAAAGGUUGAAAGCUCAAGCUAUAAUGUGGUCCUAAACGUGUAUCUUACCCUUUGUCAGUAUUCCAACAUUCCUUCGGAUAUCAAAUAAUGAAUUCAUAGUACUACAUAUCCCAACAGGAUGGCAGUCUGGUUGCUUAUAUGAAGUACUUAAAUUUACACAAUUGCAAUUCCAAAGCCUUAUUGCUUCAUUUAUCACCAUAAGUGCCAGACUUCUGCAGUAUUUUGUAAGAAAAGCUCCUCUGCUUGUAUGAAUUCCCAUAGGAACAGACACAAAUAUUAUGCCAAUUUAAUCGUUAAGUAUUGAAGUCAGGGGUCCAAAUCACAUUUACUAGCAUGAUUUAUUUUCUAUCUUGAAUUUUAUAGGGCACACAACAAGAUUCUAUCCUUAAGUAUUGCUUUUUAUUUUUAAAGUCUGAUGAUAAAAAUCUAAGCUUAAGAACUGUCAAGUGAUUUAUGAUAUUUCAUUUAUUUUUCAAAGGAUUGGGGUGUCACUAGUAAGCCCAUUAGAAUCAUAGGUUUAAAGUUGCUCCAUUUUUUAAAGACCAGCUGCAUAAACAAGUGUACAAGCUUUGUAAUUUAACUCUAUGUGAUUUUUAAUACUUCAAAGUACCUAAAGAGGAAGCAUUUUUUCUUAGUUCAUGUUAUAAAUAGUUGUUUAUAUCAUUAUGAUCUCAAAGUUUCAAAUACAUUCAAGAUGUACUUUACAUAAGAUAUUAACACUUCUUUAUUGUGUUCAUUACAACCUCAAGAUGUUUUUCCUUUUGUCUACAUAAAUUUCCAUUUCUUCAUGAGCUGAUGCCCACAUAGAUAUAAUGUGGGCAAGUGAAAGAAGACUACUUUUAACCAGAAUGGAAUUCUGUAGUAGGGUUGGUUUGUCUAAUAACCAUCUUUUAUACAGCGAAAACACGUUAAUGCUGUUUAGCUACCUAUUUAUCUGAUUCUUUAUAGUGCUGGAACACAGGGCCUCAUGCUAGGUAGUUGCUCCUUUUCUGUUGAGAUGGAGUCUCACAAACUUUUGCCCUGGCUGGCCUGGAACUACAGUCUUCCUCAUCUCAGCCUACCUUUCUGGUACCCUACUCCAUUGUAUAGCUUUUUGUGCUUAUCACAGUCAAGACAGACAUCUCUUUAUGGGAAUUCUCUUUCAAGGCGCCCUUUGACAACCUCAUUUACUCUUUCACAUCUCCACCUCCAUCCCUAGACCCUGGAAAUAACUGGUUAGUUAUCUGUUUUCAUAUUUUUUCAUUUUAAUAAUGCAUAUAUAGAAUCUUGGAAGUAUGUAACCUUUGGGGAUUGAUUUUUUUCAUUCACUAUAAUUUUUUUGAGAUUUACUCAAGUUUUUUUUAAUGUAUUUUAGGACAGAAAUGAAGUGUUAAUGGAUAUAAGAAAAUUGACAGCACCCUAUAUUCUCUCAUACACAGUAGAAUAAAACUAGAACUCAAAACGAGAGAAACUGCAGAAGAUACCCAAACACAUGGAGACUGAACAGUAUAUCCUAUAAAUUCCUAGAAGUGGAAGGAAGAUCUGGACCAAAAUAAUUACAGACAUUAAAGGCUCGAGGCACACGUAGCCACCAGCAGCCUCCUCAGCUGUGCCUACUCUGCUGUACAGAGAAAGUUACUAUUCAAGUACAUCAUAAUGCAGAAUUCUUUAUCAGUAUCACCAAAAGAUCAAGGAGAUGUUUCCAGUAGUCCUGGGGAGAAACAGCUGACUCAGCAAAUGUCGGACUCUCCUGGGAAGGCAACGUGCACAGGUGAAUCAAGCAACUCUUCUGGAACAGUACAGAGUGGGAAAAAUUUGCAGAGUAAGAGUCAAUUUAGGACUAUUGCACCAAAAAUUGUGCCCAGAGUCCUAACGUCCCAAGUACUCCCAUGCGCUGCUCCGCCGCUGCCGGAUCAGGGGAGCCUGGGGGCCCCCCUGGCCUCCAAGCCCCUGGGGAUGCCUGCCCAGAACUACGCGCUCAUGCAGGUGGCUGGCCAGGAGGGGACAUUCUCUCUCGUGGCUUUGCCAAAUGUUGCCUCGGCCCAGACGAUUCAGAAACCCAGGAUAUCCCUGCCUGAAAACCUGAAACUGCCUAUCCCGCGAUAUCAGCCCCCAAGAAAUAGCAAAGGAUUGAGAAAGAAACCCAGCCUGGGUUCUCCUGAGAGUGGCUGGGGCAAAUUUCCUGCCCCGGCCCAGACAUGUCCACAGAUGUGUCCCUCCCCACCCGCCCAUCUGGAAUUUCCAUGCCAACCUAACACACUCAAACAAGCCCCAUCAUUAGACCCACCCCCAGGCAGCACGAGCACAGCUCCGCUGGCCAGGAGUGGUGCCUACAGGGACUCAAAACCUCCAGUGAUCUGCAGCCAAGGAGAUUGGAGCCCUCCGGCCACCCCAACAUUGGCUACGUCAGAGGAGCCCUCUGCCAUGCAGAGCCUCUCAAAGAUUCCUGGGAGAGCAAGCUUUAUCAUCAAGGAGACAGCCAGGAACCCUCCUGCUGUUGCCAGUGAACAACUUGAAGCACAAGUUGAUCACACAAAAUCCAUGACCAAUUUACUCCCUACCAUUUUCAGCAAUGCAGUUCAGUUGGUCUCUUCAGUUCCUGCAGGGAAACUACCAAUCUUGCCCUAUACCAGAAUAAAAACAGAGGCUUGCAAAAGUGAAUCAGGUGUUUGUGCUGCAGAUUUUCCUCUGCCUGGCCAUGAGACCGUCUGUGGCAGGAGAUCUUGUACCAUGGAAGACUUCCAUAAAACCACCAAAAAGCUGAGCAAGAUACCUGCUUCACAGGAGUCGAAGCAGAGUCUUUGUGAAAAUGACUUUUGUCCAGCCACCAAACCAGAUCUCAACCACAAAGCCAAAAUGAAUGGGGGAGCAACAAAGAAAAGAGCAAGGAAGCGAAAGGUAGCAGAUGAAAUUUUGGCAUUUCAGGGGAAAAGGAGGAGAUGUCGUAUUAAUAAAUGUAGAGAAGGAAAAGAAAGAGCAAAAAUCGAUCCUCCAGAAUCUAGAGACCAAAAGCCUGGGACUAUGAGAAAGUAUCGUAGUAUUAUGCCCAAGCCUGUCAUUGUCAUGUCCGCUGUGACCUCUCUGGCUUCUCCAGCAGUGCUGCCGUCCCAAACACCGGGCAGCUCACAACAGGACACUCUGUUGAGUAGCUCUCUCACGCCUAAAUACUUCAGCUGUAAGCAGAAUGACAGCCCGUCGCCUAAAUCCAGCUCUGGACUCCGGAAAGGGUUUUCGGGCAUUAAGAAGCCCUGGCACAGAUGUCACGUCUGUAACCACCACUUCCAGUUCAAGCAGCACCUCCGAGAUCACAUGAACACGCAUACCAAUCGGCGGCCCUACAGUUGUCGGAUCUGUCGCAAGGCCUAUGUCCACCCGGGCAGCCUGAGCACACACAUGAACCUCCACCACAGCGAGAACCGCCUGAAGAAGCUCGUGUGCUGCGAGUUCUGUGCCAAAGUGUUUGGGCACAUCCGAGUCUAUUUCGGCCACCUGAAAGAAGUGCACAGGGUCGUGAUCAGCACCGAGGCCUCGGCCAGUGACCCGCAGUCAGGGGAUGCGCCAAAGACCCGAGACAGAGACGCGGGCGUGCGAGGAAUGGAGGGGCCACUGGAGAGGGAAAACAAGUCAAGCUUGGAAGAAGACAUCCUUCUCAACCAGGCAGAAGAAGUCAAACUGCAGAUCAAGUGUGGCCGUUGUCAGAUCACUGCUCAGUCAUUUGCUGAAAUCAAGUUUCAUCUGCUGUGUGUUCACGGAGAGGAAAUUCAAGGCAGGCUGCAAGAGGGGAUCUUGCCAGGCAGCCGGGUUGCUCAGGAAGCACUGGUUAAACACUCCACUCCGGACUGGAAACCGCACACCCAGAGAAGAAAGCAGGUGAAGCCGCAUGCCGCCGAGGAAGCCGCACAGGCGUGUCCAAGACUGAAAAGGCAGCUCUGCCCCUAUCCUAAAGACAGUGUGGAGACACCCCCGGACAACGAAGGGGAUCGGCCAGGGACAAGUGAGCCCCCGGGCCCCGACUGCCCCAACCCCGGUACACUUCUCCUCUGGUCUGAUUCAGGCUUUAACUGUCUGCUCUGUGCCCAGACACUGGGAAGGAAGGAAGAUCUGCUUCUCCACUGGGAACACCACCAUAACUGUGAGGAUUCCUCCAGACUGUGGGCUAUCUUAAGUGCAUUCUCUAGCCAGGGAAGGAUCGAACUUUCCCAUGAAGCUGGAAAAUGAAAUCCUAACGCAAACCGGGCUUUCUAGCACAGCUUUGGGGUUUAUGGUGGUACUUCAUUCGAAGAAGCAAAUAAGUUAAGAUCAGCCUCGAUGAACAGAAGUGAUUUUUGUACAUAGUUUUAUUUUCUUAUAAAAUAAAAUAUAUGCCCUGGAUGCACAUUUUAUUUAACCAUAGUCAAUCUCAUUUUAAAAUUACAUCUAUGGACUCUUAAUAACUUAGACUUUAUUUCAGAAUAAAUAGAAAGUAAAGAGUUAGAGACUAGAAUGUAGAAAAUUAUAGGUGGUUCUUUACAUACGAUUUUCAGUAAGUGUUGGGAGAAGUUCGUACAGAACAGAAGUGUGUGUGUAUGUUUUCUGCUUAUAUAGAUCAACAAAUAUGAAAAAUUCUCAGGUGAAAAUUCCAUUUCAGUAGCAACUGCAGUGUCAAGAGAGGUGGUAAUAUUGAUGCUUAUUAAAAUCUACUUCAUUUGAAUAUGCUAUGAGAGAAGUCUCGUUAACAAUAUUUUUAUCUACCAUAAUUUAAAAUCUUUGUUUUCUGAAAUAAGAAUUUUAUGUAAUCUUGGAAUUUUCUUAAAUGCACAGUUCCUCAGAGGUCAGUUGUUGUCAAGUCUUGUAGCUGUAGUGUUUCAUAUCAAAAUAAUAGGAAAGUUAUCAUACUUUAGCUAAUGGAAAAAAAACCACUUUGCUGGUAAAAGUUAUUUUUAAGAAGUCUCUGGGGCCAGAAAAUUUACAACCUGAAAAGUGAACUUAGAUAGUCCAGUCCAGAUGUGUAGGUGUCUCAACCGCUUUCUCUUACUCCCACACAACUUCACAGGCUUGUCGCUAGCUGAUCAAUUUUAGAUAUAACUGUGCCUUUCAUGCCUAGAUUCUCUUUGAAAGUCAGGAGUAAAUGAUUGCUUCUUAAAUUCCUGGGAAAUUACCUAGCAUCAGAAGAGUUGCCAUUUGAAGUUUCUGGCUAUUCUGAGUGCAGAGUCAUUUUCUUAGAGAGGGUGUUUGAGCAUACCUGCCCCUAAAAUUGCCUCCUUUGGAUGCAAGCCCUGUGCGUGUGGCUAGCUAAAAUAUGGCCCAGGCAUGGCUCUUUCCUGUACUAAGAUAGUUACCCAGUAGAAGAAGAGCUGAAGAAGUAGAGACUUAGAGAUGGGUAAAGGUAGGCUGAGUGCCAGUGGUUGAUGCCUGUAAUUCUAGCUACUCAGGAGGCUGAGCUCU
Perognathus longimembris pacificus (Pacific pocket mouse) is the source of this 6916-nucleotide messenger RNA. RefSeq names its product zinc finger protein 438 (gene Znf438). Gene Ontology annotation, molecular function: sequence-specific DNA binding; DNA-binding transcription factor activity, RNA polymerase II-specific. The coding region runs from base 3149 to 5710 and encodes 853 amino acids. NCBI's taxonomy places the organism in Eukaryota, Metazoa, Chordata, Mammalia, Rodentia, Heteromyidae. The record is from RefSeq and is a predicted model, not a curated record. Gene Ontology annotation, biological process: regulation of transcription by RNA polymerase II. The transcript has 7 exons. Gene Ontology annotation, cellular component: nucleus.